Ictalurus furcatus (blue catfish) is the source of this 4099-nucleotide messenger RNA. RefSeq names its product inositol-tetrakisphosphate 1-kinase b (gene itpk1b). The record is from RefSeq and is a predicted model, not a curated record. Lineage: Eukaryota; Metazoa; Chordata; Actinopteri; Siluriformes; Ictaluridae. Gene Ontology annotation, cellular component: cytoplasm. The transcript has 11 exons. Gene Ontology annotation, biological process: inositol trisphosphate metabolic process. Gene Ontology annotation, molecular function: inositol-1,3,4-trisphosphate 5-kinase activity; magnesium ion binding; inositol-3,4,5,6-tetrakisphosphate 1-kinase activity. Bases 474 to 1718 code for a protein of 414 amino acids.
AAUAUGAAAGAUUGAAUGUGAAAAGCAGGAUUGGGAGGACAAUUGCGCAACCUAGAGGACACACAGAAAUACACAACAGAAAGUCACUUUGUCGAGCAGCAGGGGGCGCUGUGUGUACAUAUGUAUGUGUGUGUGUGUGUGUGUGUGUGUGUGUGUACAUAUAUAUAUGGCGGUAUGACUGAACGAGGCCGGCCUGACGUCACGAGGGUGUGAUCAGUCCAGGGGUUCACUUGGCAAUUCUAACGCGAUCGGACUUCAUAUUUCAUUUUGUGUUUAGUCUCAGCGCCUGACUGCGACCUUCACCGGGAGAGAUAAUGAAGCAGCCUGGGCUUCCAGUUCACUAAACCCUGCAGCUUUAUCCGACAGAAUGGGAGAUGUGUUCGCUAGCUAGCUCGGGCUGUGUGUAAGUGAACGGUUUCCUGGAGUCGCUGGAGCUCUAACGUCGAGUCGCAGGCUGAUCUGGACCGAGAGACAUGCAGACGUUUCUGCGGGGUAAACGCGUGGGCUACUGGCUCAGCGAGAAGAAGAUGAAGAAGCUCAACUUUUUGGCUUUCGCCGACAUGUGCAGGAAAAGAGGCAUAGAAGUGGUUCAGCUUGACCUGAGCCAGCCUCUGGAGGAGCAGGGUCCGUUAGACGUCAUCAUCCACAAGCUGACAGAUCUGAUCCUGGAGGCCGACCAGAACGACACACAGUCCCUGUUACUGGUACAGCGUGUGCAGGACUAUAUAGAUGCUCACCCUGAGACCAUAGUGCUGGAUCCACUCCCAGCCAUCAGGACACUGCUUGACCGCUGCAAGUCUUACCAGCUGGUCCACCGAAUAGAGGCCUGCAUGCAAGACGAGAGGAUCUGCUCUCCUCCGUUCAUGGUGCUGAACAGUGAGUGUGGUCCAGACACACUGGAACAGAUCAGACAACAUGGUCUUACAUUCCCCUUCAUUUGCAAAACACGAGUAGCACACGGAACCAACUCCCAUGAGAUGGCCAUUAUCUUUAGUGCGGAGGAUCUGAAGGAUGUGAAGCCCCCGUGUGUGAUUCAAAGCUUCAUCAACCAUAAUGCUAUGCUCUAUAAGGUGUUUGUGGUGGGCGAGUCCUACACCGUGGUGGAAAGACCCUCCUUGAAGAACUUUCCAUCUGGCCCUGCUGACCGCAAAGCUAUUUUCUUCAACAGCCAUAACGUGUCCAAACCAGAGUCAUCCUCAGACCUUACAUCUCGAGAUAAUGUAGAGGGUGUGUCCCAGCCACCCAACGAUGAUGUUAUUAGGGAGCUGUCCAGAUCUCUGCGACAGGCUUUGAGAGUGUCUCUCUUUGGCAUCGACGUUAUCAUCAACAACCAGACAGGCCAACAUGCGGUCAUUGACAUCAAUGCUUUCCCUGGAUAUGAGGGUGUUCCAGAGUUCUUCACUGACCUCCUCAACCACAUCACCAGCGUGCUCCAAGGCCAGUCUUCCACUGACCAUCUUCCUCUGCCACUGGCUUCACCCCCCUCGGCAGCGUUAACAGCUCUAGUCUCAGAGGAGCGGAGCGGCGCCCCCUCCCAGGAGUGCUGCAGCCUGUUAGGGGAAGAGUCCGACAACAGCAGCAGCAGCAGUGCGUGGAUCUUGGAGGGGGAUGAAGGACUGAAGAGUCCAUGCCAGAGACUGGGCUGCAAUUCAGCAGUGUCCCCCAACUUCCAACAGCACUGCGUGGCCACCAUCGCCACCAAAGCCUCGUCCCAGUGACCACCUUCUUUCCCUCCACUGAACAAAACAAGAACAGAGUAAAUAAUAAUAAAUAACAAUAAUAGAUUAUAUUAAAGCACUAUCUGUAAUCAGAAAUAAACCUUUUACUAUAUUUGUUGGUAGUGUUAAUAAUGAGGUGAUGGAGUCCUUAUACUUUUGUGUAUUUUUCUUUUUCUUUUCAAGUCUAACACUCAAUACUGUAAAGUGAACUCAGUAUUGAUCAACAGAUUUGCUGUAGUGUUCAUAUUUGUUUUAAAAUGUGUUUUAUUUUGAAGCACUGUGGAGAAUGAGGAGAGAUGAGUUUCAUGCAGGAGAGGGGAUCCUCAGUGUGUACCACUGGUUUUGGCAGGAUGAGGGUUUUAAUAAAAAUGUUUUAAUUUGCCGGUGGACAUGUACCUAUAAGGCAAUCUUGUAACUUUUAACAGCUUUAUGCUCCAUGUUAAGUGUCGAUCCUACAUUGUAACGGUCUCUGAUGUGGUAUUGUACAAGUCUCCCUUCUCACCUCCAAACUAAGAACAGCAAAUCUGAUGAAAUAUUGUUUCCUGUAUGGAAGAACGUCUGUAACACCAUUUGCGCUCCGUUGAUGGCUGUGUAAUUCAACUCUAGGUGUUCAGCUUAACGUUUUUUUUUUUACCUGCCUUGCUAGAACAUUGACACCUGGCAUUUCUCUGUACCCAUUUCCUUAUUUUGUGAUGAUCCAACCUUGGGAAUUUCAAUGACAAGUAUCAUUAAUGUUUUGAUUGUGUUAUGAAACAACAGACGUGAACAGUGUAAGUGCAUAUUCUGUGUGCGUUUGUGCAUGCAUGUGUCUGACCAGAGGUUCUUGCAUUCCGAUAUUUUGGAUGUGGUCUGGUGCAGUUGUUUGGGGUUUUUUUAAGUCCUUAAGUCCCACUCUUUGUUAAUAGGAAUGGAUAGUUGUAAUCUGAUGACUGUAGAUAUGGAGCUGUUUAGGUUUUUUUUUAAAGUAACACAGAAAAAGUAUGUUUUUUGAGCAAUCUCACUUGAAGGCAAUUAUUAAUGCCUAAUCCUGUAACCAUUCCUGUUUAGGUGAUCAAGAAUUAUAUUUAAUUUAUAUUAAAAUUUUCCCUUUUUUAUUUAUUUUUUAUUUUUUUACUAACAAAUGACUAACAAAUCUUAACAAAUCUAAACAAAUGAAUUAGAUCUGGUUAUUUAAAAAAAAAAAAGUUAGAAUUGUUUCCUUAAUUAAUUGAAGCUUGUCUUCUGAAGAGUAAAUCAGUUAGCUCUAAUGCAAAGGAUUUAUGAUUGUAAGUAGCGUUUUGACCCGGGUUUUUUUUGGAAACAGUUACUUGCCUUUAUUGCAACCAGUACAAAUGGUUUACCUGAAUUAAGGGCAUUUCUUAUAUAAGCACUACAGUCUUAAAAGACUUUGUUUUGUAAAAUGCACCAUCUCUAGCUGAUGUACAUUCACAUGAUCACAUGAUUCAUAAGCUAAUUUUGUUUUUGGUAGACAUGUUUAUUAGUGAAUGUCUUUGUGCAUGUCGCUAUAUUGGUUUUAUUUAGCAAAGAGGGAAUUGAAAUCUGUUGGAAUUCUUCAUGUUUUUGAUCUGAUCAAUAGAUUGAUGAUCUGUUCAAAUUCAAUUUAUUUUAACCAUCUAACAUUACAUUUAAAAGGGAAAUCUAGCAGUUUGGAAAUUGAAUAUGGGCAUUUUAGGUUAUUAUUAUUAUGCUGUUAUACUAGAGCAAUCAACAAUGUUUGUAUGAGACAGUUUGAAAACAGUAACAGGGGAGUUUGUACAGAUGCACAUGGGCAAAAUGAUGACAUUGCUUCAGGAACUGGUUUGGGUUACAGAUGACAAUUUGUAUUGAAGAGCUUUGGUACUUCCUCUGACAAUUUGGGAAAAUGUUAUUUGUAGUACUUUCCUUCACCUCUAGAGGUCCAUUGUUAAGAGUCAAAUCUUUUUAAUUCAGUGUGUAUACCAAAAUGCUAAGCACCUUUGCACAAAACUGAUUUCAAAUCUAUCUUCAUAGUUUCUUUUUUUGGAUUGCAUUUACUUUCUUUUGGGUGGAAUACUUUAACUGCCUAUCUAAUCAACAUGUUGAACUUGAUGUGUUUGAACUUGAAACUAAUGCAGUUUUGCCAUUCUUGGUUAUAUAUAUAUAAAUAUAUAUAUAUAAUUGGAAUAGACUUUACAUGGCUGAUAUGAGGUGAGAUUAAAGUUGUCACAUGCUCUGAAAACGGCCCACUUCUUUAGCCCUGUGAGAUGGAGAGACUAUGACAGCUUUGUACACUGCUGUGCUUUGUGUCUCUUAAUUGUGCACUUACAUUUAUUGUACUUUGACAUGGAAAAAAAAACAAUACUCCUACUCAUCAUGUUCUCUUGAAAUCCACUUGAAUGUUUACUAAGAAAUGUAUAUAUAUA